Molecule: messenger RNA, 1433 nt
Organism: Homalodisca vitripennis (glassy-winged sharpshooter)
Lineage: Eukaryota; Metazoa; Arthropoda; Insecta; Hemiptera; Cicadellidae
Product: ATP-dependent (S)-NAD(P)H-hydrate dehydratase-like
Exons: 2
Coding region: 132-1172 (346 amino acids)
Biological process (GO): metabolite repair
Molecular function (GO): ATP-dependent NAD(P)H-hydrate dehydratase activity
Source: RefSeq, a predicted model, not a curated record
AGAGAAGAAUGACAAGAUGAUUGCGAGUAGUCGGCUGCAUCUGCAUUAGAUGAUCGUGCGGUAUGUUGUAGUCUGCUUUGUUUUGGUAACUUAAAACAACAUAUUUUGUGUAAAAAUUGGGUCGAUGACUGAUGAAACGGUGUGCAACGCUGUGUAGCUACUAUAUCUUUGGUUGCCGCCUUUUAUAUUCAGCAUCAGCAAUGGCCAGCAAUGUCGUAAAUAGUGAAGUGAUCAAGCAAUGCAAGCCUCUCAUCCCAGAGUUGUCCUACACUAAACACAAGGGUCAGAGUGGAAGAAUCGGAGUGUUUGGAGGCUCCAAGGUCUUCACUGGAGCACCCUACUUUGUUGGUAUCAGUGCUUUACGAACAGGAGCCGAUUUAAUUUAUGUCUUCUGCGUCCAGGCCGCUGCCCAGCCCAUCAAAUCCUACAGUUCUGAGCUGAUGGUGGUCCCUUACCUGGAUGUAGACAUGCCUGCAGAAGAAGAGGAUGUUUGGUUGAAGAAGCUUCACUGUGCUGUCAUAGGGCCAGGACUCGGAAGAGAUCAUAGUAUCAUAAAUAAAAUAAAAUCUCUGAUACCAACUUUGAAAAAUGUGAAUAUUCCAUUAGUUCUUGAUGCCGAUGGCCUCUUUGUUCUUGCUCAGAACCCGACAUUGCUUAAUGAUUAUUCUAAUGAUGUGUAUAUCACACCAAAUGUUCAUGAGUUCAGAUUUCUUUGUGAGGCGUUUUUCAAAGGUGAAGAAUACAGUGUUACGGACUAUGACACACUGGGACCAAAGUUAUCAAGUGCAAUAGGGCCUCGAGUGACAAUAUUGAUUAAAGGAGAGCGGGACAUUAUUAUUCGUGGAAAGACUGUUUUAAACUAUGAAACGACCAAGGGAUCCCCAAGGAGGUGUGGGGGCCAAGGGGAUAUCCUGUCCGGUUGUUUGGGGACUUUUGCUUUCUGGGCAACGCAAGUUGAACAAAAAGAUGGAAAAGAUGCACCACAACUUUGCGCUGCAUUGGCUGCAAGCACAAUCACCAGAGUUUGCAACCGUUAUGCUUUUGAAGACAAAGGGCGUGGCAUGAUUACAACAGAUAUGUUGGAGAAAUUGCCAAUGGUUUUUGAUAGUUUGUUUGAUGACAAAUGGAAGUACUUGAUAGAUCAGAACAAACUGUUGUUAAAUAAAAAGUAAACCUUAAGUUAAAGAAUCUUUAACAUCCACACCAAAGUAUCUCAUAAUCAUUACAAGAGUAAGUAACUUAUCUGAUAAGUGCUAUUUUUCUAUCAGCUCAAAGUGUUCACAUCAUUUUAAGAGUAAGUGGUAAAAUUGUCUGCGACAAAUUGUUGAAAAUAUGCAUUUAUUAAGAUCAGAUUUGUACUAUUACCUAUUUCUGUACUACAUGCCUGUCUAUUAAAUUUAUCUUUCCAUUAAAACUGAGUGCUUCCAGUGAAA